AGCACAAGGACUACAGCUUUUAGCAUGUCCAAGGUGGGAGUUGUGCAGUUACAGAGGCGUCUGGAUGGCUUACUGGCCUUCCUUAAUCCGCACUGGGAUUUUGUCAAUUGCCACAUGGUAAACUACUUGACGGACCACCACUGGGAGGGCUUUCUAUCCGAAACGCUAAAAAGUGAGAUCGCCGGAAAGGAAGAUGUGGCUCUGGCCAUAGAAGACCUAUUUUGGGAAACUGAUGAAUCAGUAAGGUUUCCGGCAUGGCGCGAAUUCCUCGGCAAAAGCAAACAAGAACGCCUGGCUCUUCAUCCGGAACUGCUAACCAGCGUGGAGGAACUUAUCGAGGGUCAGGAGAACUCCACGCAGCUAAGCAUUCGGGAGUUUAUGAGCGCCAAAAAGUGCCAUGAGGUGGAACUAGCAGCCGCUCUCGUGGACCAGCUUGUCAAGAACUCCGGUCAAGAAUGCUUCAUUGUAGACGCGGGCGAUGGCAAAGGGUAUCUAUCCUCGCGCUUGGCGCUCCAGUAUGGUCACCGCGUGCUCGGCAUCGACGCGAACGCGGCAAACACCGAGAACGCAUUGAAUAGGAAUCGCAAACUGCAGCGCGCUUGGAAUGGACUCACGGAACGAGCGCAGCUGCAAGUCCAGGGAAUCACGCCCAAGAGACGUGGUAAAAAGUCGUCAGCCAGAGAGAGCAGCAAGAGUGCGCCUGCCUUGGAAAACUAUAAGACAACGGCUAAGUUUAUAACCACCGAACUUAACUUUGGCGCCCUGCUAGCGGAGCAUUUCACUCAGCUUGGACCAGACGACAGUCCAAACAUUUGCCUUACUGGAUUGCAUACCUGUGGCAACCUGGCCGCCACCUGUCUUCAGGUUUUCCACGCCCAAUCGGACUGCCUGUUGCUUUGUAAUGUUGGCUGCUGCUAUCAUUUGCUGCGGGAGCGCUACUCGCAGCAGGAGUUUUUUGGCAAUAAGGCCCUGAUGGAGCUGCAAACAGACUAUGGAUUCCCAUUGAGUCAGUACCUGCGGGAGCGACAAGUGCGCAUGGGUCGCAAUGCACGGAUGCUGGCGGCCCAGUCAAUUGAACGCACCGUGGACGCCAAGGAGCUGCCAAAUGUAACGCUCUACUACCGAGCUCUCUUGGAGGUCCUAGUUAACCGCCAUGCGCCACAGCUGAAGAACGAACUGCAGGUGGGCAAGGUACGGAAAUUCGAGAGUUUCGAGGAGUACAUUCAAAAGUGUGCCACCAAAUUGGAUGCUCCUUGGUUGACAUCUGUCAAGAAAGAAGAACUUCAAUCCCUGCUCCAGGAAUAUGCUCUGGAUAAACACUUUUUGGAUCUGUUCUAUCUGCUGCGCAUGUCCUUUGCUCCGGUGCUGGAGAGUCUAAUUCUCCUGGAUCGCCUGCUCUACCUCAAGGAACUUGGCUAUGAACGCAGCUAUCUGAUAGAUUUAUUUGAUCCCGUCAUUUCGCCCAGGCAUUUUGCAAUUGUUUCUAUAAAGCCGCAAACGCAACAAUAAUGGCAUUUACAAAUGCAUCAAAAGUUUGACGGAAAAGCCGGUUGUGUUUAAUUAUUUUUAGAUUAUUAGCAUGCAAUACUUUUCAUAUCGUAUACGUAUUGCGUUAACGCUGUUAAAAAUAUAACUAGACCAUAACACACAAAAGGUAAAUAAGAUUGUUGAAACUAA
This is a messenger RNA of Drosophila sechellia, 1677 nucleotides long. Its product is annotated as methyltransferase-like protein 25. Lineage: Eukaryota; Metazoa; Arthropoda; Insecta; Diptera; Drosophilidae. The transcript has 3 exons. Bases 25 to 1509 code for a protein of 494 amino acids. The record is from RefSeq and is a predicted model, not a curated record.